CAGGCAGCCUGACGUUCUUCGAUUGUUGGCGGGAUGUUUUUCAAUCGUCGUUUCUUUGGACGCUCAAGAGCAAAUCGUCGCCGGCAACCUCCAACUUGCAGCAAUCCUGUCACCACGGCGGCACCGUACAAUACCUCCCAGUCCUUUAUUCUUGCAACCUCUCUGGAGCUUCAUAUACCCCGUGCGCAUCGCAGCUCCUCGCCUUUACAACAACAUAUCCUGAAAGCUUCCAUCGCGUCGCAAGACCGAUAAGUCGGACAACACUCCUGUCGAAUAGGAGGGGCUGAUCCAUCCACUUUGCGACCUGCGAUACCCCAGCGAUAGCUUCCACUUGCAACACCGCAUCGCAACACUUGCCAUCACAACACUUGUAUUCGAGCUAAAUCACAUCAUACACAAUCCGAAGCUGCCCAACAUGGCUUCCAACGGCGCCACAGACGGCUUCACCACCCCAAAUGUCCUGCAGGCCAUGCUGACGAUGCGGAGUGGUGACUCCGGUUCCAAGAAGGCCGCCAUGGACUACCUGCAAAAGUUUCAGAAGUCGAACGAGGCCUGGACUACCACAAUAUCGAUCUUGCAGGGCUCUCCCGAAGCCGAGGCGCAACUCUUCGCAGCAACGACACUGAAGGGCAAGAUUACCUACGACCUCGCAACGCAAAUUCCCGAAAGUGAACAUGCUGCUCUUCGCAACCAGAUCCUAGUCCUCCUCAAGAAGUUCGCCAGUGGCCCCAAGCCCGUCCGAGUCCAACUAUGCGUGUGUCUGGCCAUCCUAGCCAUCCAGAUGCAGUCCUGGAAGGAUGUAUUGCAGACCGUCGUCAGCGCCCUCGGAGAUGAUGUAUCCAGCCACGCCUGCAUCUUGGACUUCCUACGAGUACUUCCCGAAGAGGUCACGGAAGGCCGCAAAAUCACCUUGUCUGAAGAAGAGCUCAUCCAAAGAACAUCAGAACUGCUUGCCGACAACGCGAAUGAGGUUGUCGGACUCCUCAUCAACUAUGCUCAGUCUUCCCCUGCUGCUGCCACAAACCCCCAACUGUUCGAGUGCAUUACCUCAUGGCUUCGCGAGGUUCCGGUUACCGUGGUGGUGAACUCGCCUCUUCUCGACGCUGUUAUCAAUGGGCUUUCCGACGACAGGUCCUUGCAGGCGGCUGCCGAAUGCCUUGGCAUCAUUUGCAGAGAAACCAGAGACGUGGACGAUAACCUCGAAACUAUUCAGGCGCUCCUCCCCAAGGUCCUUCAGCUAAGGCCGCGCAUCCAAGCGCUGGCCGAUGAGGAGGAUAUCGAAGGGUUCAAGGCCAUCACCCGAGUGUUCGCUGAUGCCGGUGACUCCUGGGUCUUGCUUUGUGCGCGCGAGCCGCAACAUUUCCGCCCGUUGGUCGAUGCUCUGCUGGAGUGCUGUGCUAGGGAUAAGGAAAGAGAUGCCAUUCAUUACACAUUCAACUUUUGGUAUGAGUUGAAGCAAUACCUCACCUUGGAGCACUACAUCGCGGCCAGGGUACAACUCUUGGAUGUCUACUCUAAGCUCGUCGACGUUCUUCUCAAGCAGCUCGAGUACCCCGAAUCCGACGACCCCAACGAGUUUGAUCUUUUCGACGGAGAUCGCGAACAGGAAGAAAAGUUCCGCGAGUUCCGUCAUCAUAUGGGCGACACCAUGAAAGAUGCCUGCCAGGUGAUGGGUACUACGGAAUGUCUUACAAAGGUUCACGAGGCUAUUAAGAUUUGGAGGGAGAAGUUUGGCGGCCAGGCGACAGAGUCAGCAGUGCCGCAUUGGCAGUCGCUUGAGGCGCCGCUCUUUGCCCUGCGAGCUCUGGGUCGCCUGGUGGACAAGGAAGAAAACAUUGUCCUGCCGGAGAUCAUGCCUCUGUUGGUCCAAAUUCCCAUCAACAACGAGAAGUUGCGGUUCGCAGCCAUCAUGGUGUUUGGUCGUUAUACAGAAUGGACGUCGGCCCACCCCGACUACCUUCAACCCCAGCUCUCCUACGUUUUGGCGUCUUUCCAGACUUCCUCUCAGGAGAUUCUGCGCGCUGCUGCCCAGUCGUUCAAGUACUUCUGCGUCGACUGCAAGCAUCUGUUGGGUCCCCAGGCCAUCGAGCUGCAAGGCUUCUACAACUCCAUCCUCGAUACGCUCAGCGACCAUAGCAAGGAAGAUCUGACCGAGGGUGUAGCGACUGUCAUUAGUGUGCAAAAGACUGAGGAUAUAUAUAGCCUUCUCAAGCUUUAUUGCGAUCCUCUAGUCCAGCGCUUAAUGACCAAGGCCAAUAACGCUACCGAUGAUACCUCUAAAUUGGAGCUUGCUGAUCACAUCAACCUCCUUACCCAAUAUGUCCAGAACGUCGUGCCAUACUGGCCUAGUAACUCGGAUAACCCGGCUGUUCGGUACUGGCAAGAAGUGUUCCCUAUCCUCGCCACCAUCCUGGACAACUUUAUCGACUUCGUCCCGAUUUGCGAGCGGAUUUGCAGAUGCUGGCGUUUCAUGGUCAUCUCUUACAGGACAGCCAUUACGCCUUUACUCGGGCCAUUGGCCAACAAGCUGGCAGAGGGCUUUGCGAAGUCUAAGCAGGGUUGUUUCUUGUGGGCGUCGAGCGCUAUUCUGCGCGAGUUCUCAGAAGACCGAGAACACGUCGAAGAUGGCAUCGUGGAUAGCAUUUAUGGCUUCUUCGAGGCGCAAGCGACCAAUGUCCUCCGCAUGAUGAGUGACAUUGCUCCCAUCGAUCUGCCCGACGUGAUUGAAGACUUUUACCGUCUUCUCAUCGAUGCCCUUCUUUAUUACCCUCAGAGAUUGAUUCCGUCUCCCCUCUUCACCCCCAUCUUCCAAGCUGCCAUCUCGGCCUUGUCUCUGGAGAAGCAGGAGCCCGUUUCGGCUGCGCUUCACUAUAUCCGCGACCUUCUCACCUACGGCGGUGACAACCCCGCCUCAUCGAGUCAGCAGUUCGGUGCAGUCGGCGCACAGCUUCGUGAGCACGUCAGGCAGCUCCUGCUCAGCCAGGGUGAGGCGCUCAUCAAGCAGACCUUGGCGGGCAUGAUGAUCACAUUCCCUCGCGACUGCUUUAGUGACGGUAGUGGUGUUCUGCUGGGCAUGUUCGAGCUUCUCCCCGCUGAGACGUCCGCCUGGGUUGACCGCACAAUCAGGAUGUUGCCAGCCGGUACUAUCACGGAUGCUGAAGCCAACAAGCUCAUGGCCAAGAUCAACGAGAAGCUGCAGGGAGGCGAUCGUUCGAACUUGAGACAUGUCAGGACUCUACUGCAAGACUUCACAAACACGUACCGCCGGAGGUAUAUCGCGCCCAGAGAUGGACUCGGAAUGUUGACGGCAGCAAGAUUUCACUUUGAGGGUUAAGCUGCUGGACUAUGGCGUUGUUCGGAUUAUGGAGAUUUGGGGGUUGGAUGUAGGACAUCGAAUAAUUGCUCGCUUGGGGGAGCAGAGAGGAGGUGGAAAGAGGUAAAAUAUUCGGAUUUUGAGAUACCGGACGAUGAAAUGGUACGCUGGAUGUGAAGGAUAUGUGGGAUUUUCGACCAGGAAUGGUUUACGACAAAAUAAUUAAAUGGAAUGAAGGUUCGACACGAUGAAUGGAUUUGAUGGUUUCAGAUACAAAAUGUCGCCAUGGACGAUGAAUCACAACCCACAACGAGACGACGACUAUGAUAAGAUGAAAGAUGGAUAAGAUGAUAACCGCCCCACGGAAUCAAGUUACUCCAACUUGAAUUAGCGAAAAAAAGAUGGGAUCAGAUUUGGCGACAACAGUGACACCAGCGCAAUUUCAACACGUUCAGCCGCAGAAUAAUUUGGGAAGACAUCACAAUUUAGACACUGGGUGAGUUGCUGACAAUGGUAUGUAUGAUACGGGAAAUAGUCGACAGGCAGUUCGGGUUGCGUGCUACAUAGGAAGCAGGCGCGACGAGGUUAGAUUUCCGAUUAGAGGGCAUGCGCAUGUCCAACCAGCGAUGAAAUCGGAUCGGAGGCAGGGCAUCAAAAGGGAUAAUGUGGCUGGUAUUUAAGAAGAGGGGGAUGUCGGUGCUUCAAUUCCUGGUGCAGUAAGAUGUAGUUACUUCUAUUAACCAUCAUGUCUAGCUGUUAUAUAGUAAAUAUGUGUUCAAUGUGAAUCACCAAUUGACCAA
This is a messenger RNA of Neurospora crassa OR74A, 4113 nucleotides long. RefSeq names its product karyopherin. The transcript is spliced from 6 exons. NCBI's taxonomy places the organism in Eukaryota, Fungi, Ascomycota, Sordariomycetes, Sordariales, Sordariaceae. The record is from RefSeq and is a predicted model, not a curated record. Gene Ontology annotation, cellular component: nuclear membrane; cytoplasm. Bases 416 to 3334 code for a protein of 972 amino acids. Gene Ontology annotation, biological process: protein import into nucleus. Gene Ontology annotation, molecular function: small GTPase binding.